GAUGAAUUUGUUAUUGUUUUCGUGUCUAGCUUUGGCUCUCAUUCUUGGAACCAAAGGAGCUGAAAAUGCCGAAAAUGCCGAAAGUGUAAUCCCUUCAAAAACAGAAUAUGAGCGAUAUUUGGAUCAGAUUCUUUUGGUGUUUGAAAAGGAUCCCAAAGUGAAGGAAAUCCUAAAGAAUGCCACUCCUCAAGAUAUAAAGAAUGGUGUGAUAGAGAAGACCCUACGCAGACUACACCCGGACAUCAGAAGUAAACUGGACGAGGUAAAACGGAACAUCAUCAUGGAGUACAGACAGAAGUUAAGGAAAGCUAAGAUGGACGACAAGGUGCCUGAUGAUCUGUACAAGUUCCAGGACGAGGACCUCAAGCAUCUGCUCAAAGAGAGACACGACAGAUUAGCAACAAUGAACGAAGAAAGAAAGCGACAGUUUAAGAAAUACGAAAUGGAAAAAGAGUUGAAACACAGGAUGGCACUCCGAGCAAUGAACGAGUACGAUAGAAAAGUUCAGGAAGCACUUGACGAGGAGCAGAAGAAGAAGAAAGUGGAUCACGCUAAGAACAUCAAACACCCAGGAAAUAAGAAACAGCUUGAGGAAGUUUGGGAGGCUGAAGGGUUUGACAAGGGCUCCUUCAACCCUAAAACAUUCUUCAAGAUGCAUGAUGUGAACAAUGAUGGUGAAUGGGAUGACUUUGAACUUGAGGCUAUUUUCGAAAAGGAGGUCGAUGAGCUGUUCGAGAUAUCAUUCCAGGGUUUGGAUGAUAUUGACGAGGAGGAGAAGGACGAGGAAGUGUCCAGAAUGAGGGAGCACGUGAUCGAGCACAUUGACAAGGACGAUGAUGGUGUUAUCCAGCUGAAGGAGUUUAUAGAUUACGCAAACAGUCAGGAUUUCGAUCAUGAGGAUCCGUGGGAUGCUGCGUUUAGUGCGGAGUUCAGUGAGGAAGAUUUGGGAAAUUACGAGAGAGAUAUGGAUGAAAGAGAAAAAGAAGAUAUAAAAGCUCAAGCUGAAAUUGAAAAACAGAGGAGGCUGGAAACUAUAAAGAAGUACGAAGAUGAGAGUAAGAUAAACAUGCAGAUGUUAAAGGAUCACUCGGAGAAACUUAAAGAAGCUCUUUUAGCGGCUAAUAAAGCUAAGGACCUUGAAAAAGCUAAGAAAUUAGUAGCAGAUGCUCAAGUCAAAGAAGGAGUUGCAAAUUCAGCUGAAGAGAUUGCCAGGGAGCAUGAGAUUCGAAUAGCAGAUGAACAGCGACGGAUUAAAGAACAACACGACCAGCAAAUACAGGCUGAACAGCAAGCCCAUCAACAGAGGCUGAGAGAGGCAGAAAUUCAAGCCGAGCAACAAAGACAAGAACAAGCAAGGCAAACAGAAGUCCAGCUUGAACAGCAACGCCAAGAAGAACAGCGACGUCUAGAAGAACAGCAACGAAAUGCUGCGAUUCAGGCUGAGCAGCAACGAAAUGCUGAGAUUCAGGCUGAGCAGCAACGAAAUGCUGAGAUUCAGGCAGAACAGCAACGAAACGCUGAGAUUCAGGCAGAACAGCAACGAAAUGCUGAGAUUCAGGCAGAACAGCAACGAAAUGCUGAGAUUCAUGCUGAACAGCAACGAAACGCUGACAUUCAGGCAGAACAGCAACGAAAUGCCGGAAUUGAUGCUCAACAACAGCAAGAUGAACAAGCAAAGCAGGCGGAUUUGCAGCGGGAGGAGCAUAAAAAAGAACUGGAAGCUCAAUUGAAGUCCCUAGAACUGGAGAAGGAGAAACUGAACGUUCAGCAAUAACUAGGAAACUCUCUAGAGUUAAUAUUUACAUCUAGGCGUCGCCGUAAAGUCCAAACAAGCUCAGCAAUCCCGUCCCCUGUUCGAACUGCAACCGACUUAGCUGUUGUCUUUUCGGAAGAGUUUCUAUCUUUAGAAAUCGGAAAAUAGGGAACUUCUCACAUUGAUAUAAUCUGUUCCUAAUUUGUUAAUUUAUCGCUAAUUGUGAUUAUUCCGUUAUUUCCAACAUGCAAUUUUAAAAUCAUGCACAGGAUUUUGAUAAUAUAUAUUUUAAUACAUGAUAUAAAUGUUGAUUUUAUUGAAGGGUUUAUAAAAUGAUGAAUUAAUUAACACUGAAUAGAUCAGGCAAUAAUGCAAACAAACCCACCCUCUUUUUACAAGAAUAUUUGGUAUUACAAAAUUAAGUAUUAAGUUAUUCGCAGUUUUGAUGAAUUAUUCGUUUAAAAGCAGAUGUAUCAUGGCUGGGUUAUAAAAAUCCUCCCUCUAGUUUCAUUCAUAUUCAUUAUUCUGGUACUCAGUCUUUGCUGCAAAUUUUUGGUGGGAAAUAUUAUCUUAAUAAUGCAAGAAAUGUAAUCUGUAAUUAAUUGUAAGUUUUACUAAAUACUAGAA
Molecule: messenger RNA, 2380 nt
Organism: Bolinopsis microptera
Lineage: Eukaryota; Metazoa; Ctenophora; Tentaculata; Lobata; Bolinopsidae
Product: nucleobindin-2-like
Exons: 9
Coding region: 2-1774 (590 amino acids)
Cellular component (GO): endoplasmic reticulum-Golgi intermediate compartment; extracellular exosome
Molecular function (GO): calcium ion binding
Source: RefSeq, a predicted model, not a curated record